AUGUCCGUCGCGGACGAGGUUGAUGGACUGGGCGUGGCUCGGCCGCACUAUGGCUCUGUCCUGGAUAAUGAGAGACUCACUGCAGAGGAGAUGGAUGAAAGGAGACGUCAGAAUGUGGCUUAUGAGUACCUUUGUCAUUUGGAAGAGGCCAAAAGGUGGAUGGAAGCAUGCCUAGGAGAGGAUUUGCCACCCACCACAGAACUGGAGGAAGGGCUUCGGAAUGGGGUCUACCUUGCCAAACUAGGAAACUUCUUCUCUCCGAAAGUGGUGUCUUUGAAAAAAAUCUAUGAUCGAGAGCAGACCAGAUACAAGGCAACUGGCCUACACUUUAGACACACUGAUAAUGUAAUUCAGUGGUUGAAUGCCAUGGAUGAUAUUGGAUUGCCUAAGAUUUUUUACCCAGAAACCACAGAUAUCUAUGAUCGAAAGAACAUGCCAAAAUGUAUCUACUGUAUUCAUGCACUCAGUUUGUACCUGUUUAAACUAGGCCUGGCUCCUCAGAUUCAAGACCUUUAUGGAAAAGUUGACUUCACAGAAGAAGAAAUCAACAACAUGAAGAUUGAACUAGAGAAGUAUGGGAUCCAGAUGCCUGCCUUCAGCAAGAUUGGGGGCAUCCUGGCUAAUGAACUGUCUGUGGAUGAAGCUGCAUUACAUGCUGCUGUUAUUGCUAUUAAUGAAGCUAUUGAUCGUAGAAUUCCAGCUGACACGUUUGCAGCUUUGAAAAACCCCAACGCAAUGCUUGUAAAUCUUGAAGAGCCUCUGGCUUCUACUUACCAGGACAUACUUUAUCAGGCCAAGCAAGACAAAAUGACAAAUGCUAAAAACAGGACAGAAAACUCCGAGAGAGAAAGGGAUGUUUAUGAGGAGCUACUCACUCAAGCUGAAAUUCAAGGCAAUGUAAAUAAAGUCAACACAUUUUCUGCAUUAGCAAAUAUUGACCUGGCUUUAGAGCAGGGAGAUGCCCUGGCCUUGUUCAAGACUCUGCAGUCUCCUGCUCUGGGUCUUCGAGGACUCCAGCAACAGAACAGUGACUGGUACUUCAAGCAGCUCCUCAGUGAUAAGCAGCAGAAGAGACAGAGUGGUCAUACUGAUCCCCUGCAAAAAGAGGAGCUGCAGUCUGGAGUAGAUGCUGCAAACAUUGCUGCCCAGCAAUAUCAGAGAAGAUUGGCAGCAGUGGCAGCAAUUAAUGCUGCAAUCCAGAAGGGUGUUGCUGAGAAGACUGUUUUGGAACUAAUGAAUCAUGAAGCACAGCUGCCCCAGGUGUAUCCAUUUGCUGCUGAUCUUUAUCAGAAGGAACUUGCUACUCUGCAGCAACAGAGUCCUGAACAUAACCUCACCCAUCCAGAGCUCUCUGUUGCUGUGGAGAUGCUAUCAUCAGUGGCCCUAAUCAACAGGGCACUGGAAUCGGGAGACAUUGGUACAGUGUGGAAGCAAUUGAGCAGUUCAGUUACAGGCCUUACCAACAUUGAGGAAGAAAACUGUCAGAGGUAUCUCGAUGAGUUGAUGAAACUGAAAGCUCAGGCACAUGCAGAGAAUAAUGAAUUCAUCACAUGGAAUGAUAUCCAAGCUUGUGUGGACCAUGUGAACCUGGUGGUACAAGAGGAACAUGAACGGAUUUUGGCCAUUGGUUUAAUUAAUGAAGCCCUGGAUGAAGGUGAUGCCCAAAAAACUCUGCAGGCCCUGCAAAUUCCUGCAGCUAAACUUGAAGGAGUUCUUGCAGAAGUAGCCCAGCAUUACCAAGAUACACUGAUUAGAGCAAAGAGAGAAAAGGCCCAGGAAACCCAGGAUGAGUCAGCUGUGUUAUGGUUGGAUGAAAUUCAAGGUGGAAUUUGGCAGUCCAACAAAGACACCCAAGAAGCACAGAAGUUUGCCUUAGGAAUCUUUGCCAUUAAUGAGGCAGUAGAAAGUGGUGAUGUUGGCAAAACACUGAGUGCCCUUCGUUCCCCUGAUGUUGGCUUGUAUGGAGUCAUCCCUGAGUGUGGUGAAACUUACAAGAGUGACCUUGCCGAAGUCAAGAAGAAAAAACUGUCAGCAGGAGAUAAUAAUAGCAAGUGGGUGAAGCAUUGGGUAAAAGGCGGAUAUUAUUAUUACCACAAUCUGGAGACCCGGGAAGGAGGAUGGGAUGAACCCUCAGACUUUGUGCAAAAUUCUGUGCAGCUUUCUCGGGAAGAGAUCCAGAGUUCCAUCUCUGGGGUGACUGCUGCGUACAACCGAGAACAGCUUUGGUUGGCCAAUGAAGGCUUGAUCACCAAGCUGCAAGCUUGCUGCCGUGGCUACUUAGUUCGACAGGAAUUCCGGUCCAGAAUGAAUUUCCUGAAGAAACAAAUUCCUGCCAUCACCUGCAUCCAGUCACAGUGGAGAGGAUACAAGCAGAAGAAGGCAUAUCAAGAUCGUUUAGCUUACCUGCGCUCCCAUAAAGAUGAAGUUGUGAAGAUUCAGUCCCUGGCAAGGAUGCAUCAAGCUAGAAAGCGCUAUAGAGAUCGCCUACAGUAUUUCCGAGACCAUAUAAAUGACAUUAUCAAAAUCCAGGCUUUUAUUCGGGCAAACAAAGCUCGUGAUGACUACAAGACUCUCAUCAAUGCUGAGGAUCCUCCUAUGAUUGUGGUUCGAAAAUUUGUCCACCUACUGGACCAAAGUGACCAGGAUUUUCAGGAGGAGCUUGAUCUUAUGAAGAUGCGGGAAGAAGUCAUCACCCUCAUUCGUUCCAACCAGCAACUAGAGAAUGACCUCAAUCUCAUGGAUAUCAAAAUUGGACUGCUAGUGAAAAAUAAAAUUACAUUGCAGGAUGUGGUUUCCCACAGUAAAAAGCUUACCAAAAAAAAUAAGGAACAGUUGUCUGAUAUGAUGAUGAUAAAUAAACAGAAGGGAGGUCUCAAGGCUUUGAGCAAGGAGAAGAGAGAGAAGUUAGAAGCUUAUCAGCACCUGUUUUAUUUACUGCAGACCAACCCCACCUAUCUGGCCAAGCUGAUUUUUCAGAUGCCCCAGAACAAGUCCACAAAGUUCAUGGACUCUGUAAUCUUCACACUCUACAACUAUGCAUCCAAUCAGCGAGAGGAGUACCUGCUACUGCGACUGUUUAAGACAGCUCUCCAGGAGGAGAUCAAGUCAAAGGUAGAUCAGAUUCAAGAGAUUGUGACAGGAAAUCCUACAGUUAUUAAGAUGGUUGUAAGUUUCAACCGUGGUGCCCGGGGCCAGAAUGCACUGAGACAGAUCUUGGCCCCUGUCGUGAAAGAGAUUAUGGAUGACAAAUCUCUCAACAUCAAAACUGACCCUGUGGACAUCUACAAAUCUUGGGUUAACCAGAUGGAGUCCCAGACAGGAGAGGCAAGCAAACUGCCCUAUGAUGUGACCCCUGAGCAGGCUCUGGCUCAUGAAGAAGUGAAGACAAGGCUAGACAACUCUAUUAGGAACAUGAGGGCUGUGACAGACAAGUUCCUCUCAGCCAUCAUCAGCUCUGUCGACAAAAUCCCUUAUGGGAUGCGCUUCAUUGCCAAAGUGCUGAAAGACUCCUUGCAUGAGAAGUUUCCUGAUGCUGGUGAGGACGAGCUGCUGAAGAUUAUUGGUAACUUGCUUUACUACCGAUACAUGAAUCCAGCCAUUGUUGCUCCUGAUGCCUUUGACAUCAUUGACCUGUCGGCAGGAGGCCAACUUACCACUGACCAACGCCGAAAUCUGGGCUCCAUUGCAAAGAUGCUCCAACAUGCAGCUUCCAAUAAGAUGUUCCUGGGAGAUAAUGCCCACUUAAGCAUCAUUAAUGAGUAUCUUUCCCAGUCCUACCAGAAAUUCAGACGAUUUUUCCAAACUGCUUGUGAUGUCCCAGAGCUGCAGGAUAAAUUUAAUGUGGAUGAGUAUUCUGAUUUAGUAACCCUCACCAAACCAGUUAUCUACAUUUCCAUUGGUGAAAUCAUCAACACCCACACUCUCCUGUUAGACCACCAGGAUGCCAUUGCUCCAGAGCACAAUGAUCCAAUCCAUGAACUGCUGGACGACCUUGGAGAGGUGCCCACCAUUGAGUCCCUGAUAGGGGAAAGCGCUGGCAAUUUAAAUGACCCAAAUAAGGAGGCACUGGCUAAGACAGAAGUGUCUCUCACAUUGACUAAUAAGUUUGAUGUGCCUGGAGAUGAGAAUGCAGAAAUGGAUGCUCGGACCAUCUUAUUGAACACAAAACGUUUAAUCGUGGAUGUCAUCCGAUUCCAGCCAGGAGAGACCUUAACUGAAAUCCUAGAAAUACCAGCCACCAGUGAACAGGAAGCAGAACAUCAGAGGGCCAUGCAGAGACGGGCUAUUCGUGAUGCUAAAACUCCUGAUAAGAUGAAAAAGUCAAAGACUGUGAAGGAAGACAACAACCUCACUCUCCAGGAGAAGAAAGAGAAGAUCCAGACAGGCUUAAAGAAGCUAACGGAACUUGGAACUGUGAACCCAAAGAACAAAUACCAGGAACUGAUUAACGACAUUGCCAGGGACAUUCGGAAUCAGCGGAGAUACCGACAAAGGAGAAAGGCCGAACUGGUGAAAUUGCAACAAACAUAUGCUGCUCUGAAUUCUAAAGCCACCUUUUAUGGGGAGCAGGUGGAUUACUAUAAAAGCUAUAUCAAAACCUGCUUGGAUAACUUAGCCAGCAAGGGCAAAGUCUCCAAAAAGCCUAGGGAAAUGAAGGGAAAGAAAAGCAAAAAGAUCUCUCUGAAAUAUACAGCAGCCAGACUUCAUGAAAAAGGAGUUCUUCUGGAGAUUGAGGACCUACAAGUGAAUCAGUUUAAAAAUGUUAUCUUUGAAAUCAAUCCAACAGAAGAAGUUGGAGACUUUGAAGUGAAAGCCAAAUUCAUGGGCGUUCAAAUGGAGACAUUUAUGCUACACUAUCAGGACCUGCUGCAGCUACAGUAUGAAGGAGUUGCCGUUAUGAAAUUAUUUGAUAGAGCUAAAGUAAAUGUCAACCUCCUGAUCUUCCUUCUCAACAAAAAGUUCUACGGGAAGUAAUUGAUCGUUUGCUGCCAGCCCAGAAGGGUGAAGGAAAGAAACACCUCACCGCUUCUUUCUAGGAUCCUUCUUUACUCGUUGGAAGCAGAGGCUCACCCCACAAUGAUGCCCCACUUCAGUACUCUCCCAAUGCCCCAUUUUAUCUUCUUUCACUCUAAGAGACAUUUGUUGCCCAUUUUUUCAUAGUGAAAUUGUAUUUCAUACUUAGUAUGACCCUUCUGCUUCCUUUGUUUUCUUUCAUCAUUUAGGAAAGAGUGGAAACUCCACCAAAAUCCCUUGCUGUUGUUAUAGCCUUUGAAGUGGUAUUACUAUUUUGUAAGCUUUGGUGUUUGUUUUACUUAGUAAUAAGGAUAGUGGAGUUCAAAUUAUUGUUAUUUAGAAGUGGAAUUAGCAUCAAUAACAGGUACAUAUAACAUACACAAAAUGUCAGGUUAUCAACAGUUAUUAGGUUGUCAUUUAAAAGUGAAGCUCUCUCCUGGGCAUGGCGGUGCACGUCUUAAUCCUAGCAACUUGGGAGGCUAAGGCAGGAGGAUCACAAGUUGGAGGACAGCCUCAGCAAUUCAGUGAAACCCUGUCUGUAAAUAAUAUACAAAAUAGGGCUGGGGAUGUGGCUCAGUGGUAAAAUCCCUGGGUUCAAUCCCCAGUAGUACCAAAAAAAAGAAAAAAAGAAAAGUAAGGCUCCUUUAUAUUUCUGUCCUACCAGUAAAAUCAAAGGAUAUAGGGGAUCAUUGAUUCUCUUCCAUUCUUUUUUUCUUUGUAGGCAGGAGCUAAUACAAAUUACUGUUCUCUGUUCAAAUAAAACAGAUUUAGAAAAAAAAUAUUGUGUUUAAACUUCACUAUCAAAUUUGGGCAACGUUGUUAGUACAACCCCUUCUCCAUUGGAUGAGAGAGUCCCACUGAUAAUGUUCAGCUGUCUAAGUAGACGCAGAGUGGGCUGAGUGCCCACCUGUGUACACCCAUGUGCAGAGAUUAACUAAUUCAAAGUCUUCUCCAUCUGAAAAGAAUGGGUUAGCCUUAGGGUAGAAGGUAAUUAUUUUUUAAACUGUUUUGUCUUCAGAGUGCCUUAUUAAAGCAUAGAUUUAUUUCUUAAAAUGUGAGUGAUAGGAAUUUUAAAGAUUUAUAUAAUGCUUCAAAAGUCUUUGGAAUACUCUUGAGAAAAGGUUUUUUAAAAUCGUUUUAUCUGUAUAUCUGAACUCUUGAAACUUUCUUAUAGCUAAAACACUAGGUUUUAUCUGCAGUAUUGCAGAGAGAUAAUCCUGCCUUAAAUAGCCAAAACAAAAACCAGCAAACCUAUAUUAUACUUGAGAUUAAAAUAAAAUUUUCUUCCCAUUUCUUUCUCUUCUCUUGCUGUUGACAAUUGUGCCUUUAUUUUAUGAACCCCAAUUUUCUAGGCUUAGUUAAAACCAAUUCAAUUCUAAACAUUGAGUUUAGGAAGCUUUUGGUUCUUGGAUAAAAAGUCAUAAGUGCUACCCCCCCCCCUUUAAUCUGUUUAUCCUGAAAAAAUAUUGAAAUCAUGCUACUGAGCCUCCCAAUUUUUUCUGAAGUUUUGGUUCAGUAUUUUUUUUAAUCAUAAAACAUAUUAUGAACUAACAUUUAAAAUUUUACUUAUGUAUAUUUAAGGCCAAUAAACUGUUUUGAUGAAUAGAAAGUUAUGUGGUGUGUCCCUAUGACAAAUGUUAAGUCUUGGAUAAGUGUUUUGCAUGAUAGGCUGUCUGCAGCCUGGGUGCAGCCCACAGGGAAGUGUACAGUGGAAGGAUUUGCCACUUGCCCUGUCCUUGUUUUUGGAAGACAAUUUUUUUAGCAAAUGUUUUCCUCAGAUGAAAAGAAGAUGCUCUUACAACCAGCAUCACCUCAAAAACUGGAACUAAAAAAGCGUGUCAACCCUGUUUCCUUAAAAGAGGAUACCCAUCCCAAAUUCGUCCCAAAACCUGCUUCCAAGACAGGAAUGAACAAAGUUUACAACUCCUUUAAUAAAAUAGGAUAACUCAAUUAUUUUAAAUAUUUUGUUCCCAAAAUAGCAAUUUCUAAUGCAAAGUAACCCAAAUGCACUUCAGGAGUUUUGGUGCCAGAUGUGUAGAAUUACUGUUUUAAUAGCACAGGUAUCACUCCAAGCUCUGAAGUCGCAACACUGACACCAUGUAGCACUUUUAUUUUAUUAGCGAUAGCGUUCCCUGUCUCAUCUCACUUUUUCUUUGACCUUCUCUUUGACCAACCAUCAUGACAUUUACCAUGAAUUUACUUCCUCCCAAGAAUUUGAACUGCCCAUCAGAUUGUUGCUACACACAAUUGCCUUUGUAUCUCUGUAUGAAAUAAAAGGUCAUUUGUUCCUGUUUA
Molecule: messenger RNA, 7308 nt
Organism: Ictidomys tridecemlineatus (thirteen-lined ground squirrel)
Lineage: Eukaryota; Metazoa; Chordata; Mammalia; Rodentia; Sciuridae
Gene: Iqgap1
Product: IQ motif containing GTPase activating protein 1
Biological process (GO): positive regulation of protein kinase activity; fibroblast migration; epidermal growth factor receptor signaling pathway
Cellular component (GO): cell cortex; nucleus
Molecular function (GO): actin filament binding; GTPase activator activity; calmodulin binding
Source: RefSeq, a predicted model, not a curated record